Pan troglodytes (chimpanzee) is the source of this 2797-nucleotide messenger RNA. RefSeq names its product neuroblastoma breakpoint family member 6-like protein. The record is from RefSeq and is a predicted model, not a curated record. Gene Ontology annotation, molecular function: molecular adaptor activity. Gene Ontology annotation, cellular component: Golgi apparatus; centrosome. The transcript has 8 exons. Lineage: Eukaryota; Metazoa; Chordata; Mammalia; Primates; Hominidae. Gene Ontology annotation, biological process: centrosome cycle; regulation of Golgi organization; positive regulation of microtubule nucleation. Bases 1808 to 2482 code for a protein of 224 amino acids.
CUUACAUUUUUAUUACAUUUAUUAAUUAUUUUUCUAUUGCGUCCAAUCUUAACUGGAAGAAAAGGGUAGGUGCCAAAACAGGAAAGAACAGAGAGACUAUUGAAUUCAAGUUUGCUGAAAUUCUAGGCAGUUCUUCCAGCUUUGCCAUCUCUUGCGGAUUUAUAGUCUAAGGGGAAAUUGACUAUGAAGAAAUCCUUUGAUGAUAAAUAAGCUUAAAAUUAUCUCUAAAAGACUGAUAAUUUCUAGCAUUGGUUUUAAAUUCUGGGGAAAAGACGCAGUCUCACACACUUUGGGGAAUGUAAUUGGUGCUUAUACGUUGUAGUGCUGUAUACAUCGGAAUCUUAAAUUCACAAUAAAUUUCACCUAGCAGUUCCACUAUUUGGAAUUUAUCCUAGAUAAAUAGCUUAAAUUUUAGGAUCGACAUUAAUUCCAUUUCUCCAGCAGUCUUGAAAUAAUUGAGCCACAGCGGUGGUAGAUGGCAAACACAGGAAAGAAUACCUCACAGUGAGGCCGAGACCCAGUCCCCUGAUCUGGAAUCAACCAGUCCCGGCGGUGAGAGCGCCAAACUUUAGCCACUAGACUACCAGGGAACCACAAAGCGCAUACUUUUUUUUUUUCCUCCUUCAAUUGCUUCAGCAGAAAUUACGCUGACAUUGACCUCUAGAAAGCUCCAUCUACCCUUCCUGGUACCACCCGCCCAUCCAAGGAAUAGUCCCAAAAGACUGUCCUCUCCCUGCUUUCUCCAAGUUGCGAGCCCACACGCGACGUGCAGAGCUCUCUCCUUUCCUUCCAGCCAGUGGCGCUCCUCGAACACCUGCCAGGUUUACAAGUCCCGGAGCGAGUUGCAGCGUCCCGGCCGCACCUCACUACCGACCUAAAGAUGCGCCUUUGCUAGGCGGCACCGCGUGGAGAGACUGUCGCUGGUCGGCGGGGCCAGAGCGCACCAGGUUUCCGGGAGGAGGCUGGAGCGGGGAGGCGCCCGGGGUGAGACCGUGGCACCCUCAACAUCAUAAAGGACUCAGAUUCCUGCAUUCCCGACAUCAUAAACGACUCAGACGGAUGCGGAAACCGAGACGGCCUGGAUGGAAAACUCUUUCAAGGAAGACCCCAGGGCCCUGAACGGAAUUCCGGAUAUUUUCUCUACAACGUACUACACCUGCCUUUUCCCAGACUUUGAUCCACACAACUAUUCUCUUUCUUGGUCUGAAUUUUGGCAAACGACAAGCAAGGCAUAGAGAUCGCUUCAACUCGCUACCCGCGGCUCGCCCAGACGUUAGGGUUUUAGGCCGCCGUUAGACUUUGGCCCUGCAGGUCAAAAUCAGCUACUCUAGGCCUGUCUUCUCGGAGGCCAGUAGCAGUACCUGGUCCUCUCCGCGCGGCUUCUCCCGCCGGGUACGCAACCCUGCACCCCUUUCCUGUGACCUGCAGCGAAGCUCGGCGGCAGACCGGGUAUUCAACUGGCCAGGAGUUCUCGAGGCGCAGGUGCGGGUGUGCAGGGACGCGCGCGGUGAGUUUGCAGUUCCUGCCGGCUCCAGCAACAUCCCGGGUCAGUCCGAACUCCGAAGGCGCCAAGGCAGGGAGGGACCGGUAGGUGAAGGGCAGCCGCCCUCUUGCGCCCUGUUUCAGUCCUCCAGUCGCUGUUGAAUGGAGUUUCCGUCUCCAGUCUCAGCCAAAGCAGGCAAGGCGGACAACCUCGGCCUGGCAACCAGUAGUUUUGGAGAAAAGCCUGGCCAUUGUGAAGACAUAGACAUCUUUCUUCUCUGUCCUUCCUUUCAAAGACGGCUGUAAGAGAGCUCUUCAUGAGAAAAUGUCCCAGCAGAAGGCUGGGAUGCAUCAGCCCUCAGAGAAGAAGGGACCUGCUGAGAAGGGAGUGAAUGAGCAGAAGCCUCGGGUUGAGGAAGAAUUCUCUGCUCAAGAGUUAACCCACCUACGGCAGAAGAUGAAGCUUGGGAGAGUGGCCUCUGCUCUUCUCAUCCAGCAUGUCAAGAACACACUAAAGACCUUUGAGGAGCUACUCCAGAGCAAUAACAUUGACCACUAUAUGGAGCAGCACUACUGCGAGCAGCUGGCCAAAGGAAGCCAGCUGGCAGAGAGCCUUGCCAGAAAAUUCAGCACAGAUGACUGUACAAGUAAGAAGAAUCAAGUAGGACAGGUGUCUUCGACUCUCAGUAUCUUGAGGAAGAUGCAUAAUAUGAGUAAAGUGACAGAAGUCCUAGAGACCAAGUGGGAUGCCCGGUCCCAGACUCAGCCCCAGAUCUGGUGCAGCAACCACACCCAGUCUACCCCACAUCACUCCCUGAGCAGCACGUCUCCACAGCUUGACAAGGAGGAAGUGCAUCCUUCAGUGACUGUAGUCAAUGCCAGCCCUGCCAUUUCUGCUGAUUCAGCUGCUUUGCCCAGCAACCAAGGAACCAGGUCUGCCCAGCCCUUCCAUCCUUCGAGCGGCACUGGCCCAGCAGAGCAGGACACUAGAACACGGUAGCAGUGGCCCAUGGGAAGAGAUGAGGCCUCAAAAAAUGAAUGCAUCUGGAGACCUAGCCUCCUUCUCCUCUUUGUACCAACCCAACUCCGAAACCUCUGGUACUGCACAGUCCACUGUAGCCCCUCAUUCAUAUACUCAGAGUCACUCUUCUGGCUGUGGCGAGGACAUCCUGUGACAUGAUGCCUAGAGAGUCUGGAAGAAUGUUCUCCAGAACUUUUCCAGCCCUAUCCAACAGAAUUCUUGGGUGGGAACUUGGAGGCACUGGAUAUUAUCUUUAAAUGAAGAGAUCAAAUUAAUAAAUUAUUUUUAAAAUUA